CUACAGGACAAAUGAUCAGCAUCUGUUAGUGUCCACUAAAAGUUCUGUUCAGUUCUGUCUUAACAUUAUUUUCUCUUGUGGAUGCAACUCUCGGCAGGGAUGCCGAACUUGAACGCAACACCGGAGAGGAUGCUAGGUUAGCUAGCUAUAACGUUAGCUUACAGCAUGGCACUCGUUAGCGCUUAAACUCGGAGCUUAUUAACGCUUCCCCGGUGUCUUUACUAAAGUUAAUUUGGAAACCUAAAGCAAGCUGGUAACAAGACGUCACCGGAGAGGUUAAAAGUUCAGAGACUUGCAGCAGAAACAGGAAGCCGAUGGAUCCAUCAGAGCCAGCCUCCUUCUAUCUGAGAAGCACCUCGACAGUUUCUCUCCAUGAGCGCUUCUCUCAGGUGCUGGUGGACCAGCUGAACCGCUCCAAGACGAUGACCUUUGACCCCGUCCUGCUGCAGCAGAGGGGGGGGAGUAACCCAAAACGGGCUGUCAUGUGGCCGAAGAAGCUGCCGCGCAACCUGCAGACCCACGGCCCGUUUGCGGGGCUGAAGCAGCGCCUGAGGAGGAGGAGGAGGAGCGUCUGGACUCGACUCGGCGGGCCACUGCUGACUCGGCGCCUCUCGACCGGCAGACUCCGAGGCUUCUGGAGCUUCACCAACAAGUACAGGUGGAGAAGGAGAUUCACCUCCACCUACAGGGGACGACGUAACCUUCACAGUCGACUCGGUCAGCGUCCCCUCCUGAGGAAGAGAAACAUCCAGAAACUGACUGCAGGAAGUACAAACCUUCAGAGGGGCGGAGCCACGGCCUCCAGGGGGCGGGGGCGGGGCCAGAGCAAAUGCCACGUACCAACCAGGAAGCAGCUGGACGCACAGCUGGACGAGUACAUGUCAAUGUCCAAGAGCCGUUUGGACAAACAGCUGGACGACUACAUGUCGAUGUCCAAGAGCCGUCUGGACGCUCAGCUGGACGAGUACAUGUCGAUGGCCGGGCAGACGCCCUGGGACUGCUAACAACGUUAACGUUUGGUUUGAUACGUGGACGGUUGACUUUAGUUUGGUCUCUCUCGGUGAGUUACGAGCCCUUUCAGAGGCCGUUGCAGUUGAGUUUAGCCGAGAAAAAGUGAGCGUCAUACAGCCACGAUAGUUAAGUUUAGACGCCAAAAGGACUAGUUAAAGGGUCACUUUGGUUCCUUAUAACCCCAAACCCUGUGUUCCCAUGUUUCUGGGUCUAAGUGACUGAUGGG
This is a messenger RNA of Sander lucioperca (pikeperch), 1237 nucleotides long. Its product is annotated as chromatin target of PRMT1 protein-like. The transcript has 6 exons. Lineage: Eukaryota; Metazoa; Chordata; Actinopteri; Perciformes; Percidae. The record is from RefSeq and is a predicted model, not a curated record. Bases 315 to 1004 code for a protein of 229 amino acids.